Messenger RNA from Cheilinus undulatus (humphead wrasse), 2491 nucleotides. RefSeq names its product septin-5-like. Gene Ontology annotation, biological process: regulation of exocytosis; cytoskeleton-dependent cytokinesis. Bases 243 to 1790 code for a protein of 515 amino acids. Gene Ontology annotation, cellular component: septin ring; synaptic vesicle; microtubule cytoskeleton. Gene Ontology annotation, molecular function: molecular adaptor activity; GTPase activity; GTP binding. The transcript has 13 exons. NCBI's taxonomy places the organism in Eukaryota, Metazoa, Chordata, Actinopteri, Labriformes, Labridae. The record is from RefSeq and is a predicted model, not a curated record.
AACCUCGCCCUGCCUGCUCUCUGUCUGCUACUCUCGGUUGUUUGCAACUUCAAACCUCAGAGCGACAACACCCAGCGGGCAUAAUCCGGAGCUCAUGAAUGGACACACAACAUUUAGAUAAUACGGCUCCUGAUAUCUAAUGGUUUCUUGUAGUGUGGUCUUUAAACGUCACUUACACAGUAGCUCAGUCCUUUCGUGCAGUCUUUGACCCUGGGGACAGCUUGAAGAGUCGGUGGUGCAUCAUGGAGCACAUGUCCUCUCCGGUCAGGUUCCGCAACAAUAAGAAAGCAACUUCUUUGGAAAAAGAGGUGGGAAAAUUUUCCAGCCUGUCCAUUGAGGACCAAGAGGACACUCAGUUUCCUUUUGCUAUGAGAGAUCUGCCUCCUGUCUCUCAGCUGGGUGAACAGCAGCAAACACAAGGACACCAGGCACCAGGCAGUUUUGAAGCAGAGGAAACCAAUGGUAGGCUCCCUAGCCUGCCCGGGACUCCUUCUACACCCCAUCCCAUUCCCUGUUACCCUGCUGGCUCUCCAACCACCCCUACCAGACCAAAUCGCAUGGGAAUAAACACAGAGUUUCACCCCCCGCCGCUCAGGAGGCAGGUCGUCACUCAGGUGUCUUUGGACUCUCCUCUGAGCCCAUCUUCGCGUCCACGGAGCCCCUGGGGGCGUUUUGAUCCUUACGACUCUCCAGAGGAUCAGGACAAGGAAUAUGUGGGUUUUGCCACAUUGCCCAACCAGGUUCACAGAAAAACAGUGAAGAAAGGUUUUACAUUCACGCUUAUGGUGGUAGGAGAAUCUGGCCUGGGUAAAUCCACUCUCAUCAACAGUUUGUUCCUCACUGACCUCAACAAAGAAAGAAAGGUUCCCAAUGCACAAGAGCGGAUCGAUCAAACAGUUGACAUUGUCAAACACACAGUGAGCAUCGAAGAGAAAGGAAUCAAACUGAGGCUCUCCAUCAUAGACACCCCUGGAUUUGGAGAUGCCAUCAACAACACAGAGAGCUGGAAGCCCAUUGAAGACUACAUCGACCAGCAGUUUGAGCAGUACUUCAGAGACGAGAGUGGGUUAAACAGAAGAAACAUCCAAGACAACAGAGUCCACUGCUGCCUCUACUUUAUCUCUCCAUUUGGCCACGGUCUCCGACCUCUGGAUGUAGAGUGCAUGAAAGCGCUGCACGAAAAAGUCAACAUAGUUCCUGUAUUGGCCAAAGCUGACAGCCUGACACAAGAGGAAGUCUAUCGAAAGAAGAUGCAGAUCAGAGAGGAGAUCAAGCAGUUUGGGAUCAACAUCUACCAAUUUCCUGAGUGUGAUUCAGAUGAAGAUGAAGACUUUAAGAACCAGGACCAGAUACUAAAGGACAGCAUCCCAUUCGCAGUCAUUGGCAGCAAUGUACAGGUGGAGAGUAAAGGUCGACGAUUCAGAGGUCGGAUCUAUCCCUGGGGUGUGGUUGAAGUGGAGGACCCGGCUCACUCUGACUUCCUGCUGUUGAGAAACAUGUUGGUGAGGACGCACAUGCAGGACCUUAAAGACGUGACCCGGGAGACACACUAUGAGAACUACAGAGCCCAGUGCAUCCAGAACAUGACACGCAUGGUGGUGCAGGAGAGGAAACGCAGUUUGCGAGAGAAGUAUCGAGAUGCAAGCGAAACAGAUUUUCCUCUGCCGCUGGACGUUGUCGACACAGAGAGGGAGAGACUCAUCUUUGAGAAAGACGAAGAGCUGAGGAGGAUGCAGGAGGUGCUGCACAGGAUUCAGGAGCAGAUGCAGCGCAGCCAGAGUGAAGGUUGAUCCUCCCAUAAUUCCCUAGAGGAGGAGACAGAUGAGGUGUGCCCAGGACACAGAGGAGGUCCUGUUUAUUAAAAUCUGAUGAACUAAAAGAGAUGGGCUUAAGAAGCAAAAAAAUAAAACACGUCUUGCUGAUACUACAGUAUCAAGCAAGCUGAUUGGCUCAUCUUGUCAGAUGGACACUGAAAACAAGGAGAAAAAAAACUUUGCCUGACCUACCUUAAGCUGAAAAUUGAAGUUUGUUCCAUAUGGCAAAUGUUCCUGAAACUCAGGGAUUAAUUUAGGAAGGUUGAGUAAAGCCUCUUAGGUUAUCUCCUGUAUUAAGAGGAGAACAAACGAAGUGUGUUUUAAGUGUUGAGAUUAUGCUUUAGUUUUUGUCAUCAUACAACGAAUGUGCAUUUCAGUUACCAUUGGCCGUUACUGAUGUAAAGCCUCACUCACAUCAUUAACUUUUAUAUUAUGUGACAGUAAGAAUGUUGUUUUUAGAUAGCAAAGAGAAAAAAGGAAAAUGAUCAAAGCUCAGCAUAUUAUGGCAGCAUUUUCUCCUUGAAGACAUAAUGAGCGCAUGAAAAUGAUACCAAAUAAAGUGUUCUUUUUUAGUGUUUUACUCGACAAAUACACACAUGCACAAUACAGUUCCUAUGAAAUGUAUUCACCCCCUUGGAUGUUUUACCCUUUUAUUGAUUUUAUAAACCAAUCAUGGC